Molecule: messenger RNA, 1507 nt
Organism: Hordeum vulgare subsp. vulgare (domesticated barley)
Lineage: Eukaryota; Viridiplantae; Streptophyta; Magnoliopsida; Poales; Poaceae
Product: phytoene synthase 2, chloroplastic-like
Exons: 6
Coding region: 84-1268 (394 amino acids)
Biological process (GO): carotenoid biosynthetic process
Molecular function (GO): 15-cis-phytoene synthase activity; geranylgeranyl diphosphate synthase activity
Source: RefSeq, a predicted model, not a curated record
AACCCAGCUCGCCUCUCUCUCUCGUCCCACCAAAACCAAUCCGCACAUCGGAGCGAGCAUCGCCGGGCCACCGCGGCGGGUUGAUGGCGGGAUCCUCCGCCGUGUACGCGUCGUGCAGGCCGCACGCGCGCGCGGGCUUCUUCCACCCCCACCCGGCGGACCAGGCCCAGCGGGGCGGGCUGCUGCUCCCGGCCGCGGCGUCGGCGUGGAGGAGGGGCGGCGCGGGGGCGCCGAGGGCGAGCCUGGUGGCGGCGCGGACGGCGACGGAGGAGGCGGUGUACGAGGUGGUGCUGCGGCAGGCGGCGCUGGUGGGGGACCUGCAGGGGCGGCGCCGGGAGGCCCGCCGGUGGCGCGACGAGCAGAUGGAGCAGGAGGGCGACGCCGAGCUCGGCUGGGGCCUCCUCGGCGACGCCUACGACCGCUGCGGCGAGGUCUGCGCCGAGUACGCCAAGACAUUCUACCUCGGCACACAGCUUAUGACUCCUGAAAGGCGCAAAGCUGUUUGGGCAAUCUAUGUAUGGUGCAGGAGGACCGAUGAGUUAGUGGAUGGCCCUAACGCGUCUUACAUCACACCCAAGGCGCUCGAUCGGUGGGAGAAGAGAUUAGAGGAUCUCUUCGAAGGCCGCCCGUAUGACAUGUACGACGCGGCCCUCUCAGACACAGCGUCGAAGUUUCCAAUUGAUAUCCAGCCAUUCAGAGAUAUGAUUGAAGGGAUGAGGCUUGACCUGUGGAAAUCGAGGUAUAGGACCUUUGACGAGCUUUACCUCUACUGCUAUUACGUCGCUGGCACCGUCGGUCUCAUGACGGUACCGGUGAUGGGGAUUGCUCCGGACUCAAAGGCCUCAGCAGAGAGCGUGUACAAUGCCGCACUGGCCCUUGGCAUUGCCAACCAGCUGACAAACAUCCUCCGAGAUGUAGGAGAAGACUCGAGGAGGGGGAGAAUAUACCUUCCACUGGACGAGCUGGCACAAGCGGGUCUGACAGAAGAGGACAUAUUCAGAGGGAAAGUGACGGAUAAAUGGAGGAGGUUCAUGAAGGGCCAAAUUCAGCGCGCCAGGCUCUUCUUUGACGAGGCCGAGAAGGGCGUCAUGCAUCUAGACUCUGCGAGCAGAUGGCCGGUCCUGGCAUCGCUGUGGCUGUACAGGCAGAUCCUGGACGCCAUCGAGGCGAACGACUACAACAACUUCACCAAGCGUGCGUAUGUGGGCAAGGCGAAGAAGUUCCUGUCGUUGCCGGCCGCAUAUGCGAGGGCGGCUCUUUCACCAUAAGCAAAGCGAAGCAAUCCUGUAGAUCAGAUGUCUUUUUUUUCUUUUGUCCUGUCACCCUACAAAUUUUUUGUUGGCUGUUGUAUAUAUUCAGCUGUGCAUGUUUGCCAUACGCCCGCCACGGUAUUUAGCUCGAAGGACCGAUGUCGGGUCGCGCUGUACUCAAACACUUGUUACCACCACACAGUGGAGAAUCAAAGUUGCUCCAGUUGAAUGAAGAACAAACAAACACUCUUUUUAAA